This is a messenger RNA of Epinephelus lanceolatus (giant grouper), 1778 nucleotides long. The record is from RefSeq and is a predicted model, not a curated record. Lineage: Eukaryota; Metazoa; Chordata; Actinopteri; Perciformes; Serranidae.
UGCAAACCGCAUUGUUCACUGCAAACAGUAUCCAUUACUGAUGGACACCGUCCCAUAUUUGACAUUGUAACAGAGAGAAACCUGAUCAUCUAGUUCACAGAGGGCAUGGCUGCAAAGAGUGAUCAGGAGCGAGUUCACACAGAUGAGAUGACACCAAAGCUCUGCUGUAUCUACAGUACCUCUUGUUGACAGGAAAUACUUGGAGUGCACUUCAAAGGUCUCAGCUUUUCCUUUUAGGAACCGAGAGCUCUGUGAUUUAUUGCAGACAUGAGAUGCCGAGCUGGUUUGCACUUUGCUGCUGUAAUUGUUGUCCUCAUGAUAACGUGGGGAAUCGCCAUCAAGUCAUUUGAUGUGCGGGAGACAGCAAGAAGUAUUUUUGGCUGUAAUGACGUCGAUCAAAUCACAACAAAAAUCAAAACAGAUACAAAAACAGCCGAGGCAAAGUGCAGCCUUUCCAGAGCCUGUCCGCCUGACCACUUUGCUUUACACAUCCGGAGCGGAGCAGCUAAUAUUGUCGGGCCAAAGAUCUGUUUUGAUGGUAAAAUAAUUAUGAGUCAUGUGUUGAAUAAUGUGGGACCAGGACUGAACAUUGUGGUGGUAAAUGGUGAAAGUGGAACUGUGAAAAAGUUUGGCUACCUUAAUAUGAAAGAUGGAAACCCAGAAGACAUCAUGGCAUACCUGACGGAGAUAACACCCGGUAUGAUCGUCUUGGUGGCUUCGUUUGAUGAUGUGACAAAAAAGAUGACAAAGGAAAUGAGGGAGGUGUUUGCCGGAAUGGGAAGCACUUUGAUCAAGUCUGUGAAACACAGAGAUAGCUGGGUGUUUGCUGGAAGAGCAGGGCCAGGAAACAAAAGCCUCUUUGAGAAGCAAGCUGUUAAUGACAAGAAAACCAACAUUUAUGAAGGAUGGCCGGACGUGGUGGAGGUGGGCGGCUGUUUUCCAAGGACGCCAACUGAUGGACAGAAACCAUGAAGGACUUUGUGAUGAAAAGCAGACAAUGGCUUAUUUAAGACUUUCCUGUAAAUGAUGCCACUCCUGAAAGAUGGAUCUCUCCUCUGUGGCUGCUCCUGGAGUCUCCUUGAGUCGUUCUUCAUCCCAAAUCAAGAGUCUGAGGAUUUUGUACAGAUUGUAAAAGACAUCUGAGGCAAGUUUGUGAUUCUGAGCUGUGGAAAUAAAACUGACUGGACUUGACUAACGCUGUUAAUAGUCAUAGAAAAUACCAAUGUUCAGUGAAUGGAAAGAACAACACUGGACACAUUGACAGAGGUGACUGGAUACUGUGCAAGUGUCUGUUACUUCUGUACUACAGAAUAUGGCAACAGUUUUCUCCCUCUGGGAUAUAUGAGCAAUAUUUGUUCUGCUUCCUGGUAGGUGGAGGAUCAUUUAUCAUGUAACUGUGAACAAUGACUGGCUCAAGUUUUUGUGAUCUGCAGUGCCUCGUUUUAUCUCAUAUUUCUCACUGUUUACUUUCCAUGGAAGCACAUUUGUUGCCAGUGGUGGAGGAAGUACUCCUUUACAGAUUUAAAAGUAAAAGUACAGAUACAAAAAAAAAUACUGUUACAAGUAUCCUGCAGUCAAAAUCCUACUUCGAGUUGUAAUCUCAAAGAUUUUCAUUUCAAUAUAUGUCUGUUAAGUCAUUAUCUAUCACCAAAUGAGAUGACACAAUGGUAACUGAGCCCAUGGCCCACUGAUGGAAGCCCCCUUGUUUGCAGUCACUCUAAAAAAUAAUCCACUGGUUCAAUUUAAAGGAAAUUAAAGGACAGCUUCGGUAUUUUUCA